AUGGCACAACGAACCUUGCGCCGCACAGUACGCCAAGCAAAACGGCAAUACUGGCGAACACAACUGGAUAACUUCACUGACAGCCAGGAUGUUUUCAGAGCAAUCAAGUGGAAUAGGACAGUGGGAUCCUUCCCAAUCCCACCUCUCAAGAAUGGAGAAACAGUCCACACCACUCCUGAUGCCAAAGCAGAGCUCCUGGUAAAAACCCUCCUCCAGAAGGCUGCCUGCGCAGAUGACAUCCCCUUUGACAAUAGUGACAAUCCGGAGGCAACCCUCCCCUUUCCAACCAUCACAUCUGGAGAAGCAUACCAAGCUAUCUUCCAAGCCAAGAGCAGCACACCUGGGCAAGACGAGAUAUCCAAUGCAGUCCUGAAGAAGGCCUGGCCUGCUCUUGGCCCCCAUAUUUCAGCUCUGUACAAACAUUGUGCUGCAACUGGAUGGCACCCAACUCCCUUCCGACAAGCCCUGUUGAUAGCCCUCCCCAAGCCAGGGAAGAAGGACUACAGUAGCCCACGCUCAUACAGACUAAUUGCUCUCCUCUCUACCUUGGGGAAAGGACUGGAACGCCUUAUUGCCCGGAGAUUAGCUUGGACAGCCAUCAAACACAAGGUCCUCCACCCCCAACAAUUUGGGGCCCUCCCCUGCCGUUCAGCUACCGACCUGGCGGCAGCUUUGGUGCAUGAUAUUGAAGAAUCUUGGGCCCGGGGUCUCAGCGCCUCCAUACUAACUCUGGAUUUGUGA
Molecule: messenger RNA, 741 nt
Organism: Aspergillus chevalieri
Lineage: Eukaryota; Fungi; Ascomycota; Eurotiomycetes; Eurotiales; Aspergillaceae
Exons: 1
Coding region: 1-741 (246 amino acids)
Source: RefSeq, a predicted model, not a curated record